AAUGGUUAUGGCACAUGAAAGAUGCGCACACCCCCCUCGUCCCACUUUUUCCUCUCUUGCUAGUGUGCGCCCUCGUGGCUUUGCGUGCGCCGCUUGCGCUACCUCCUAACCUACGCCCACACUCAUCUCCUCCUAUCCCCGACAACAAGAUCAUCACACCCAUCGUCGAUACUUCCAAGGCCAGGCUCAAGCUCCAACUUUCCAAGAUCUCUUCAUCCGACGUCGCUCCCAUGUCCAAAGCUCGAGUCUACGCCGACGUCAACGUUCUUCGCCCCAAAGAUUACUGGGAUUACGAAUCUCUCACCGUUCAGUGGGGUGAUCAGGAUGACUAUGAGGUUGUUCGGAAAGUUGGAAGGGGAAAAUACAGCGAGGUUUUUGAAGGCAUAAAUGUUAAUAGCAAUGAGCGAUGCAUAAUCAAGAUCCUCAAGCCUGUUAAGAAAAAGAAGAUAAAGAGGGAGAUAAAAAUACUUCAGAACCUUUGUGGGGGCCCAAAUGUCGUCAAGCUGCUUGAUAUUGUCAGAGACCAGCAUUCAAAAACUCCUAGCUUGAUAUUUGAAUAUGUGAACAGUACAGAUUUCAAAGUUUUGUACCCCACUCUGACCGAUUAUGACAUACGCUACUACAUAUAUGAGCUUCUCAAGGCAUUAGAUUACUGUCACUCACAGGGAAUAAUGCACAGAGAUGUCAAGCCUCACAAUGUUAUGAUAGACCAUGAGUUGCGAAAACUUAGACUGAUUGAUUGGGGUCUUGCUGAAUUCUACCAUCCUGGCAAAGAAUAUAAUGUUCGUGUUGCUUCUCGAUACUUUAAGGGGCCAGAACUCCUUGUUGAUUUGCAAGAUUAUGAUUAUUCUUUGGAUAUGUGGAGCCUUGGGUGCAUGUUUGCGGGAAUGAUCUUUCGCAAGGAACCAUUCUUUUAUGGUCAUGACAAUCAUGAUCAGCUUGUCAAGAUUGCCAAGGUACUUGGUACAGAUGAGUUAAAUGCAUAUCUGAACAAAUAUCGUUUAGAGCUCGAUCCUCAACUUGAUGCUCUUGUUGGGAGGCACAGCAGAAAGCCGUGGUCCAAAUUUAUCCAUGCAGACAAUCAGCAUCUAGUUUCUCCAGAGGCCAUUGAUUUUCUUGAUAAGCUCCUUCGAUAUGAUCAUCAGGACAGGCUUACAGCAAGAGAGGCAAUGGCACAUCCAUAUUUCUUUCAAGUGAGGGCUGCAGAGAGUAGCAGGAUGCGAACACAGUAGCCUCUUCAUCUUGUGUGCAUACAUAAAAACAGCGCAUGUCAUUGGAAUGUAGCAUGUUUGCAUUUUUAUAUACCCUAUAAAAUGUUGGAGCUACCUUGUGCCACUUGUUAGCUCUAGCAUUUAUCGAAUUUUAAAGAAUGAUCCUAAAGUCUCUCCCUUGAAGAUAACUAUUGUGGAUUUAGGACCCGUCUUUGAUAUCUAAAUUUUUCUGGAUUUUACUCAACGUGAAGCUAUUUUAUAUUGUCUGUAACUCACCAAUAAGUAGAAUUCGUCUUGGAGUGCUUAUCUU
Messenger RNA from Vitis riparia (riverbank grape), 1521 nucleotides. Its product is annotated as casein kinase II subunit alpha-2. The coding region runs from base 15 to 1232 and encodes 405 amino acids. The record is from RefSeq and is a predicted model, not a curated record. The transcript is spliced from 10 exons. Gene Ontology annotation, cellular component: nucleus; cytosol; protein kinase CK2 complex. Lineage: Eukaryota; Viridiplantae; Streptophyta; Magnoliopsida; Vitales; Vitaceae. Gene Ontology annotation, biological process: protein phosphorylation. Gene Ontology annotation, molecular function: protein serine/threonine kinase activity; ATP binding.